Oryzias melastigma (Indian medaka) is the source of this 1690-nucleotide messenger RNA. RefSeq lists its product as uncharacterized. The transcript has 6 exons. Bases 151 to 1014 code for a protein of 287 amino acids. The record is from RefSeq and is a predicted model, not a curated record. NCBI's taxonomy places the organism in Eukaryota, Metazoa, Chordata, Actinopteri, Beloniformes, Adrianichthyidae. Gene Ontology annotation, molecular function: oxidoreductase activity.
GGAGCAAGUAUCGCUAUGGUGACGGGGAAAAAAGCCGCCCAAGAACCGAGUCACGUGACCACCAGCUGAUAUACAUUCAAACAAGCUAGCACAUGGCUAACGUGGAGAUAUCUGUAGACUGGACAUUUCCAUUGAAGAGAAUCUCCUCAGAUGUCUGCCCCUCCAUCUGUUGCCCUCAACAGCGGGCUUCAGAUGCCCCUCCUGGGGUUGGGGACCUACAAGCUUCGUGGUCCUGAGGAAGUGCAUGCUGCUGUGGAUGCCGCUCUGGCUGCAGGAUAUCGAGCUUUUGACAGUGCCGCUGUUUAUCGCAAUGAAGCCGAUUUAGGCAGCGCUCUAAAGCAUUUACUGCCCAAAUAUGACCUAACCAGGAAGGAUGUUUUUAUAACUAGUAAGUUGGGCCCUAAGGAUCAGGGUGAGAAAGCCAAGGAGGCGGCCCUCCACAGUCUAUCUCAGCUGGAUUUAGAUUACAUUGACUUAUACUUGAUUCACUGGCCUGGGACACAGGGUCUCCCUGUGGCGGAUCAUCGGAAUCCAGGCAACCGAGCUCAGAGUUGGGCCGCUCUGGAGGAGCUGCACGGCCAAGGGAAGCUGAAGGCCAUAGGAGUGUCUAACUACACACCAGCGCACAUGAGGGAACUGAUGAGCAGCUGCAGGGUCCCACCUGCAGUUCUUCAGGUGGAGUUUCACCCGCGGUUGUGCCAGGCCGAGCUAAGGAGUGUGUGUGACGAGUCCAGAGUGUGUUUCCAGGCAUACUCCUCCCUGGGAAAAGGAGAGCUGCUGUCCGACCCGCUGAUCCUGGAGGUGGCAGAGCGCUACAAGCGUACAGCGGCUCAGGUUCUGUUACGCUGGGCUGUGCAGCAGGGAAUUCCGGUGCUCCCCAAAUCCUCAAAUCCUGAACGAAUCGAAGAGAAUUCCAGGAUUUUUGACUUUGAGUUGAGUAGCACAGACAUGGAGAGGUUGUCGUCUUUGGACUGUGGACACAAAUACUGCUGGGAUCCUUCACAGGUGGCCUGAAACGCCUUGUUUUAACCUCAAACUUUAAAAGACAUAGUGCUUUGCAUCACUAUUUGCAGCUCUAUUUCAACAUUUUUUAAUAAAGUUUUUUAAAAAACAAAAAAAAAACACUCUUAGAAUCAUUUAUUAAAGACAGCAUAUAGCAGAGGCUUGACAGCUGUAGAGAAAAUACAUUAAAAAAACAAAAAUUAUUUAAAAAAAAAAUCCACUUAAUGUAUUAAAAUUGCAUUUCUUCCCCUCCCAGACACACUCAAAGAUUCAAGUAAUACUAAGGAUGGUUUCGGAAAACUCCAGGCGCCCGCGCAGGUUCGUGCUUCACUGCCCGCUAAAGAGCCGAUCAAAAGUGUUUCCCUUGCCGUUGUGGCAGUGAACGCACCUCCGAGAGUUUGUGCUUUCCCCCUUCAGCGUCCUAAUAAAGAUUUAAGGCUGUGAAGUUCAAAAAAGGCGCUUCAUCUAACGCGACAAUUCAUCUCCCGAGAAGAAAAGGUUCACCCGAGAGCCAAAAACAGUGCGAGUAAUCUCUACCAGCUCAUGAGUACAAAUAUUGUCCUUUAAGAAGUGAUUAGAUAGAUCAGAGUAGUGGCAUGAAACACAUCAAUCACGACAGCUGAGAACGUUUUUAGAAAAAUGCAGCACCGUUCAGAUUGUCUGGAGUUCCAGAGUUUAGGGAAAAAAA